AUGUCGGCCGACCCACAGCUCAAAGCGAUGCCCUCCGCAUUGACUUUGCAUCAUCACGCGAAAUGCUCGACCACCAAAGCUCGCGCAUCUACUCUCGAUCUACCUCAUGGCUCGGUGCCUUUACCUAUCUUCAUGCCGGUCGCGACACAAGCCUCUCUCAAGGGUCUCACAUAUGACCAACUACGCGAUACCGGCUGCAUGCUUUGCCUUAAUAAUACCUACCACCUUGGCCUGAAACCAGGCCAGGAGGUUCUCGAUGCCGUAGGUGGAGCGCAUAAAUUACAAGGAUGGGAUCGCAAUCUCUUGACAGACAGUGGAGGCUUCCAGAUGGUCUCCCUUUUGAAGCUCGCCACGGUCACCGAGGAGGGCGUGCGAUUCCUCAGUCCGCACGAUGGUUCACCAAUGCUCCUCACUCCAGAACACUCAAUCUCCCUCCAAAACUCCAUCGGCUCUGAUAUCAUCAUGCAAUUGGACGACGUGAUCGCGACAACGUCCCCAGACCAUGCCCGCAUUAAGGAAGCGAUGGAACGUUCAGUGCGGUGGUUGGAUCGGUGUAUUGAUGCGCAUAAAAACCCCGAGACCCAGAAUCUCUUUUGUAUUAUCCAAGGUGGUCUGGAUCUCGAACUUCGUAAACAAUGCUGCGCGGAGAUGGUCGCCCGAGAUACCCCCGGAAUUGCCAUUGGAGGGUUGUCAGGUGGUGAGGCCAAGGAAGAAUUCUGCAAAGUGGUGGACACCUGCACUGGCCUUCUUCCAGAACACAAGCCCAGAUAUGUUAUGGGUGUGGGAUAUCCCGAAGAUAUAGUUGUUGCGGUGGCCCUUGGUGCGGAUAUGUUUGAUUGUGUAUGGCCGACUCGGACAGCCCGCUUUGGAAAUGCCAUUGUGUCCGCCGGAACGAUUAACCUGCGGAACAGUUCAUAUGCCAAUGAUUUUAGCCCGAUUGAAGAGGGCUGUACAUGCAAAUGCUGCCGGCCCACAGAUCAAGGCGGCCUUGGACUCACCAAGGCAUAUAUGCAUCACGUCACCGCGAAGGAAACUGUUGGCGCUCACCUCCUGACGGUUCAUAAUGUUCACUACAUGUUGACUUUGAUGGGGGCCGCCCGGCAAGCUAUCAUCGAAGACCGAUACCCUGCCUUCAUUCGCAAAUUCUUCUCCGAUAUUUACGAGGGCGAUAAAACGAAGUAUCCUGAAUGGGCCGUGGGCGCUCUUCGAGGUGUUGGAAUGGACUUGCUUGAAGAUUAG
Messenger RNA from Penicillium cosmopolitanum, 1239 nucleotides. RefSeq names its product tRNA-ribosyltransferase family protein. Gene Ontology annotation, molecular function: tRNA-guanosine(34) queuine transglycosylase activity. Gene Ontology annotation, cellular component: cytosol. The record is from RefSeq and is a predicted model, not a curated record. The coding region runs from base 1 to 1239 and encodes 412 amino acids. Lineage: Eukaryota; Fungi; Ascomycota; Eurotiomycetes; Eurotiales; Aspergillaceae. The transcript is spliced from 8 exons.